Malaya genurostris is the source of this 1254-nucleotide messenger RNA. RefSeq names its product diphthine methyl ester synthase-like. Gene Ontology annotation, molecular function: diphthine synthase activity. NCBI's taxonomy places the organism in Eukaryota, Metazoa, Arthropoda, Insecta, Diptera, Culicidae. The record is from RefSeq and is a predicted model, not a curated record. Gene Ontology annotation, biological process: protein histidyl modification to diphthamide. Bases 231 to 1151 code for a protein of 306 amino acids. The transcript has 2 exons.
GUAUUUCAAAUUUAGCAACACGUUCCAUAUACAAACAAAUCCACAACAUCAGCACGUGCAUUAUUUCGAGAGUCCGUUGAAAAAUUGCAGUAACGGGUUCACUGCAAUCGUCGUGUGCGUAAGCGUAAUAACCUGUCCUUGCCGAAUGCUUCCGACUGUUCCUGUCACAUCAGGAAAAGAUACACUUUUCAGUUGAAAUCAAUCGGUUGCCGGAACUAAAUCAUUCCAGUAUGUUCUACGUAAUCGGGCUCGGUUUGGGUGAUCCCAAGGAUAUUACCGUGAAAGGCUUAGAGAUCGUUCGGCGGUGCAAACGUGUAUAUCUGGAAUCAUACACGUCAAUUCUCACGUGUGGACAGGAAAAACUGGAAGAAUUCUACGGUCGCGACAUUAUCAUUGCGGACCGUGAACUGGUGGAACAAGGUUCCGAUUCAAUUCUUGCCAAUGCAGAACAUGACGAAAUUGCGUUCCUAGUGGUCGGAGAUCCGUUCGGUGCUACAACUCAUACGGAUUUGCUACUGCGAGCAAAAGAAAUGAAAAUCCCUUCGCUUGUGAUUCACAAUGCAUCAAUAAUGAACGCAGUAGGCUGCUGCGGACUUCAGUUAUAUCACUUCGGAGAAACGGUGUCCAUCCCGUACUGGACAGACAACUUUCGUCCCACUAGUUUCUAUGAUAAGAUUCUAUCUAACGUCGAACACGGCCUCCAUACGCUUUGUCUUUUGGACAUCCGGGUGAAUGAACCAACGUUGGAGUCGUUGACGAAAAAGAUCCGGGAGUAUGAACCAACGCGUUACAUGAGUUGUAGCGAAGCAGCCGAUAAGCUGCUUCAGCUGGUUCAAAAGCACAAGAACAAGUGCAAAACGGAACUAUCGGAGCGGACUGUGGUAGUGGGGCUGGCUCGUAUUGGCCACGAGUCGCAACAGAUUAAGGCCUGUUCUUUGAAAGAACUUAAGAAAACGGAUCUCGGAGGGCCUUUACAUUCCCUUAUCAUUCCGGCACCGCAAUUGCAUCCAAUGGAAGCAAAAUAUCUGCAGCAGUUUUGCGAUGAAGAUUUGGACAAGCUGCUGAAGAAAGCGAACCGAGAGGAACCGAACAACAUAUUUAAACUGGAAACGACACUGGAUAGUGCUUCCACGGGGAACUCGAACAAUUGACCUGUUUUGUUAGAUUUUUUUUAUACGUUUAAAAAACAAACUUUGUAUCCGUUUUAGAAACGUUUGUUGAACGAAAAGCCAAAAUAAAUGUUUUUUUUCCACA